GCCGCCGCCAUGGAGGGGGUGCUCUACAAGUGGACCAACUACCUGAGCGGCUGGCAGCCUCGAUGGUUUCUUCUCUGUGGUGGUAUCUUGUCCUAUUAUGAUUCUCAGGAAGAUGCCUGGAAGGGAUGUAAGGGAAGCAUCCAGAUGGCUGUGUGUGAAAUUCAAGUCCAUCCCGCAGACAACACGCGGAUGGACCUGAUCAUCCCUGGGGAACAAUACUUCUAUCUGAAGGCAAGAAAUGCCGUGGAGAGGCAGAAGUGGCUGGUUGCACUAGGAACUGCCAAAGCUUGCCUCACAGACAGCAGGACGCAGAAGGAAAAAGAGUUCACUGAAAAUACGGAAGCCUUGAAAACUAAAAUGUCUGAGCUUAGGCUGUACUGUAACCUCCUUGUUCAGCAAGUGCACAAAACUAAGGAAGCCAGCAUUUCUGGUGCAUCAGAGCCAGAGAGCGGGAUUGAUAUGGGAGCUCUGUUGAAAUCGACCUGUGACACCUUCCUGAAGACCCUUGAAGAAUGUAUGCAGAUUGCAAAUACCGCCUUCACUUCUGAGCUGCUGCAUCACACUCCGCCUGGAUCCCCCCCGUUGGCAGUUUUCAGAUCAAACAAGAUGAAACACUCGGUCUUGUCCAGUCACACCACAAUAGAAAAGCAAAUGGAAUUGAACCCCUGUGAAAAUGGCUCUGUAAAAGCAGAAUUUAACCAUCAAGAGCAAGCCCUUAUUAAAAGCUUGGCACAUUUAACCCUAGAAACAAAUGUGGGGAGCAGUGAUGUUCCAGUUGAAGACCACCUAGAAGAGAAUUUGGCAGGUGAAUGUAUGAGAGAAGAUGGAGAGAGCARGCUGCAAGCUGUGGAAGGCUUUGGUACCCACAAGUUGCUGCAGUCAGAAACAGAUUCUGUGUGUGGAUCAACUUUAUCGUGUGAGGAAGACGGAAAUGAAAAAGAUUUUCCUACCUUCUUCAGCGUCAUGAGCAAUAGGUUCAGUGAUAUUGAGCUCCGUGAGGAGGAGGGCAUACCAACAGAGGAGUUUCUGGAGUCCUGUUAUGCAAUCGUGCCYGUUCUGGACAAGCUGGGACCGACUGUUUUUGCUCCUGUUAAAAUGGAUUUUGUAGGUAACAUUAAGAAAAUAAACCAGAAAUUUAUAACCAACAAGGAAGAGUUUGAUACCCUUCAGAAGAUAGUGCUCCAUGAAGUGAACGCGGGGGUAGCACAAGUCAGAAACUCUGCGACGGAGGCUCUGUUGUGGUUGAAAAGAGGCUUGAAGUUCUUGAAAGGAUUUUUAACAGAAGUGAAGAAUGGAGAAAAGAAUAUCCAGACAGCUCUGAACAAUGCUUAUGGGAAGACGUUAAGGCAGCACCACGGCUGGGUUGUACGCGGGGUCUUUGCGCUAGCUUUAAGGGCGGCUCCAACGUAUGAAGACUUUGUGGCAGCACUGUCUGUGGAGGAGUGCGACGCUCAGGAAGAAACCUUUUAUAAAGGGAUGCAGAGGGACCUCAGCAUUUACUUACCAGCCAUGGAAAAGCAGCUAAAUAUCCUGGACACUCUCUAUGAAGUACAUGGUUUGGAGUCAGAUGAGGUGGUAUGACAGCAGCAAGACGGUGUCUUCAAACUUCAGGGACUGCGUCUGUUAACAAAGUGUUUUUUUGUGUCCUUGUUUCUGAACAUCACUUCUGCUUGUUGCGUAUCUUCCAUUGGGAAGGGUGUGAGUGCUUUUUUCGGGGAAGGGUGUGUAUGAAUAUGUGUGUUUUGUAUUUUUUUAUGCUUGUUUUGUGUUUCCAUGCAGAGGUACUGUUUCUGUUGGGGUCGUAGCUGUGUCUGCGAUGAAUGCUGUCGGCUCCGCAGCUCUGCCUCUCUCCUGCCCUGCUCCCUCCCCCUGUUAUAUUGUGCAGGGAGGAGGAGUGGAGCGUGGCCAGCAUGGAGCAGGGCCUCGUAGGGCAGCAGGGUGGCCUGCAGCAGCAGCCCCUGCCACAGGCUCCGGGUGGCCCGUGCGGUGGCACUCGCCCUGCUGCCACCGGCAGCAGCUGUGUAGGAGGACAGGGGUAAGGAGCAUUAUUGUCACCCUGCUGGCAGGAGGAGGCUGGCAUCUAACUGCAGCUUCAUCAGAUGUGCAGUGAGUUUAUCCUUUUUCUUUGACUUGCUCUGGAUGGAAGCCCUUUUGCCGUUCAACUCGCCGCCCCAGACAGUGGGGAUCUGCACCACGAGCUGCUGCCCUGAGCUUCCCCAGGAGGCUGCUGUUGAAAGGGGACACCGGUCGCUGCGUUCCCUGCACGGCUGCCACGUUCUCCCUCUCGGCUUUCCAGCCGCCAGGACAAUCCCACGCCAAGCUUCCCUGCGCCCUCCAGGGCAGCCGGGUGCUCCGGCCCACACGGUGCCUGAGGAGGGCUCGGAGAGGACGGCUGCACAGGAUGGUCUGCUCUGCUCUUGGUCAGGUUGGCAGCCAGGGGAAUGGGCUCCACUAGGUCUCAGCUCUCCUCAGCACACUGUGGUGCAAAGGAAAAUCAUGUUCAUCAUGCUGGGAUUUGGGAGGGUCGGUUUGGGGUUUGAGGCUUUUUGAAAUCAAAUUCACAUGAAGGUCUAUAAAUUGAACACAGCGAGCAGUUUGUAAUCAGUUUGUCUCAAAACCCUUGCUUAGUCUGUGGCAUUAUGAGCAGAAGCUUCAUAAAAGCAGAUAUGAAGUGAYUGAAGUCGGAGGGAAGUUAUAAUUUGGCACUGAGCCGUAUACGUUUGGCCACUUACAAGCCUUUAAAUCCAAAUUGUGUAAAAGUGAUAGGGUUUUAGGAAAAGAACCCGUCUGCUUUUUUCCCCUCUUUUGCWGGUAGAGAUGAUAAUGUUGUCUUUUGCACAAAGUUAUCCAAAGCCCUUUGUCACUACUGAGACUCACUUACGCCUUGAACUGGCAGUAAGUAAUUCAUAAACCUUGUACUGGCCUUCGACAUGAGUUAGGAAUUUUGCCCUGCACCAUCUCACUUAUUAAAAGGACACAUAACUAUUAUUUUUAAUAGCAGCAGUGCUAAGGAUUGAGUUUAUCAUGUACAGAAGGAGGACUGCUAGUUAGGUGCUUGGAAGGGGACAAAUCUUCAUAAGUACAAGAGAAAUUUCAGCAUUGCCUUCUGCAAGGAAGUAGUGGCUUUCUCUAGGCCAAACCCCCCUGCAAAUCCUGAGGUAGAUGAGUGUGAAGCAGGACUGCUUUCCUGCUGAUGCAGCAUCUCUGGCAGGAGCCUCUCUGCACACACAAUACUUGAUCCUUUCUAUAGAGUCCGCCACUGCUAGCGUUGAGAAGAGCAUGUGAUAAAGGAAGAAAAGGCCAAAUAUCACUUUGUGAAUAAAGCAAAAUACCGGAGCUGUGAUAAGCUGUGGCUAAAUAGUAUGACUUUUCUUCCUCCUUACUUCUCCAGCAUUUCUAAAGUGCUGCUGGCUACCUAUACUUCCAAAAAGAUAAUCACGAUGUAGGAUGUGUUUGUUCUAAAAUAGUAUAUAAAAUAGUAGUACUUAUGUCUAAACAUAAAGUCCAAAGCUAUGGCCAAACUCCAGUUAUUUCAGCAGUUGCAGUGCUAAAAACGAGCCUCUGGGUUUGGAGCCUGUCUACUUUUCUUGAGCAUAAAGAGGCUGAGUGCUGAGAGGCUGCACUUAAGAGUAGAGCGACCAGCUCUCCGUGCAUGUGGUUUCCACAGGGUUUUCAGCUAAUAAUUGGCAAACUGCAGUAGCUCUUAGCUGAGGAAAUAUUGGAGCCCACAUUUCUGUCCAAACACCAGUUGUGGUAGAGGGUGGGCAGGAGGAGGUCCCUCUUGUAAAAUUAAUUGUGAGGGCGUGAUGAAUAUCAGGAUCUCUUUUACUCCAAACUUUUGCAGGAGCAGGAAGGAGUAUCCAGCACUUAAGGACUUGGUGAGUUUGGUUUGUGUGUGUGUGUUUUGUGUGGGAGUGUGUGGGGGUGUGUGGCUUUUUUUUAUAGCAAGAGAACCACUAGUUUGGUUGUAGUGUAUCAAACCCAAGGCUUGAUGCAAAAACAAAGAAGCUUUACUUCUUAAAUAAUAAACUUGACAGCGUCAUGACAGCUUCAGAAAGUACUGACUCCUCUUCCUCUCGCUUGUUACGAUAGAGAGCUCUGUGUGUUGCUCUGUCUAUCCUGGAAGCAGGGGGAUAUCCCACCUGGGAACAGCCUUYCUGGUCCAAAUCCUCUUGGAGAAAUCCAGACUUUUCUGGAUUUUGGACCUGGUGCUUGGGAACUGACUUAUGAGGGACAGUGACUUCAGGAGGCCCCUUGUGCUUGCUAAAUAGGGGAGCUGCAGAGGGGGAGCUGAGCAAGGUCUCCUCUUUUGGUAACCUUAGACUUUCUAAGCUCCUGUUGCAUUACGCACUGCUCUUGCAGUGGGCACUUUUGCCAUUAAUGAAUGUUCCUUUUUUCCACUCCAAGGACCACUUGGAAAGAAGCCUCUACAGCACGUUGCAGAGCUCAGCUCUAGAUAGUUCACCACCAGUCAGGGUGCAACAGAGCAGUUUGCCAGGCGUAAACCAAUGCUCUGCUCCGCAAUUCAGUAGUUUCUUUCUUYGUGCUGUCAGUUCUGCAACCCGAGGAGUGUUACUGAUUUCAGUCAUUCUAGCAAGCAGCUAAUUACUGACCCUCAGUAAUUUGGAGAGGAAGUGUCGUCGUGGCGUGUGUGCGCUUGUGUCUGACAUUGAGACCUGACCCGCACGCUGACGGGCACCCAUGGGACCCUCCCGUCACAGCACCCCGGCYCCGUGUGCUUCCAACAACCGCUCUGGUUUCCUCGGCCGCUCCCGUCGCAGGUGCACAACCCCCCUUUCCUUUAGGAACGCUUUCUGCUCCUUCCUUCCGUGUCAAACAGUUGCACAUUCUCAGGGAUUUUACUUAGCCAUGGCGAAAUAAAAGUAAUGGCAGCCGUGCCCUAGGCUGGUUUUUGUGUAUGGAAUUACCGUAGGGGAGCUGUGGGGCAGCGUGUGGCCCCGGCAGCCCGGGCCCUGGCCUCCCUGCUGGCCAUGGCAAAUCCCAAAGCAGUCCCAUGGAAGUGCUCCCACGUAGGGAAUGACGGCGGGCAGCGUGUUUUAAUGAGGAUCAUACCCAUCUCUCUAACAUAGUGCCACUGGCUUUAGAGCAGAGCUCCCUAAUGGUUUCAGUCGAGUUCUGCGUAGCAGUAGGCGGCUUUAAUUUAUUUUAUUUAUUUUAAGGUUUUUAUUUUAUUUUUUAAUUUUAAACCAGCUACGCUCUGGAGCCCCCUCUGCUAUUUUUUAAGACACAGUACUCGGUUGUGUAUUGAGGAUCUGUGAGAUUACCAUAGCAGAAUAUGAGCUGGAUACUCAAGUGCUUUAGUGCAAACGUAUUGAGUCACUGAAACAUCCUGUUGCGAUACUGCUGCAAUAGGGGUCUGCCCUUAAUAAGAGCACUUAAGGGUCAUAGGCCCUCGCAAGGCCUUGCAAAGCAUCAACAGGAUUUAGUUAGGCAGUUUGCUAUUAAAAAAAAAAUCUCUUAAGAAAAAAAAAAAAUAGUUUCUUGCUUGGCUGGACAUAUAAAAAGCGUGCCCAAAAUGUGCUCCCRUUGCAUUGUACCAUGCCUUGGCCAAGGGCUGUGGACCAUUCUACAUAUAUAUAUAAAACUAUAUAUACACACGUAUUUGUUUUGUUUUUGAUUAUGAAUAUCUUCUAAUUCUGCAGAAAACUCUAGGGAGCCCUAAACUGCCUUUUGGACACCAGGAGAGAGCAGCAGCACAUUCCCGUCGGGCUGCCUCCCUUUCCCUAUUCCCUGUGAGUCCGAGCUGCUUCUGUCAGCCAGGAGUCCUUUACAAGAGCCCCAGAGCAGGAGUUCACAAGUAAUUAAAAAUAUAACCCAGGAAAAACAGACUUGAGUUCUGUGGCAGGCAACCAGCUAUGGAGCCAGGUGGAGAACGGGCUGUUUUCCUUUGAACUUGCUCCCUGGUKUGGCAUCUUUAGCCAAGAAAAUGGCUCAAUUGGGAAACUUGAGUUUUACCAAUAAAGCGUAAUUUGGGGCCCGUAGGAGCUGGCCCGUUCUGCCUCUUACUGGUAGAGCUCUGCAGUUCUGCCUCUGCUGGGAAGCACAGGGACCGUUUUUGUCAAUGGGCCUUUUUCCCCUCUUGUCUUGCCUGUAGUGCGCUGAUGAAAGGGAGGGGGAAAAUACUGCAGUUUGUGCGUUUUUGCCACCUCGUGUGGUGCAUUGGCCAGUGGCCACUCGCAGCUUCGCCCUUCCUCGUGCCCAGGUAAAUGAGCAGGUGCUGCAAGUUUAGAACCUCCCCCUGUCCCGGAGUGGGAUCCCCCUCGGGAAAACCUCCGCAAAGCUGAAGGGUUUUCAUGCAUGAAACCUCCUUGUGUCCAUGUCCUGAUUAUUCAUAUCCUCAUUUCUGUCCUUAAGGGCUGGUGCUGAGCCGGCCUGCUUUAUUUCGAAUUGCUGCAUUCRGGGGUCCAGAAAUCGUCCCUCAUGCCCUUAUUUAAAACAUGUAUGUCAAACCAAAGCUUAUAAAGUGAUGAAGGAGAUUGGUAGGUGACUUUUCUUGCGUCCAUUCCUUCCCGCCGCCACCUUUUUUUCUUUUUCUGCCGAUUUUGGGCAUUCCUUUUGUUAAUGCCAAGCCGGGUAAAGAGAAGGUGUGUUGCCUUCCACUUAAAUUUUCUUGUUUGCAAGGGCUUAUCCCUGCCCCCUAAACCCCCUCUCAUAUUUGUAAGCAUUGCACAAACAGCACUGUUGUAAACAGUUCAGACUCAAAGUAUUUCAGAGUUUUCAGUUUGCAUCAUCUCUCAAAUUAUGCAGCAUCUGUCUUUUGGGGUUUUUUUUUUUCCAUUUUUUCUUCUUUUGGAGUACUGUUAAGACCUCUGUCAGACUUUUAUAUUAUUUCAUUAUAAUAAACUUAUUUUAAAUAAGCAUGUUUUAAAAAUCUCACUUCCUCCGUGCAUGGGUUUUUGUUUCUUUUGGYGAAGCAGAGGGCCUGGAGCUCUCCUGGGCCUGCCGGCCCUUCUGGGAGCUGCGUGACCGUCGCCAGCCUCCUGUUUCUGGUUGAUGGAAACUACAUGUAUGUAUCUUUGUACG
Nothoprocta perdicaria is the source of this 7044-nucleotide messenger RNA. RefSeq names its product pleckstrin homology domain containing A8 (gene PLEKHA8). Gene Ontology annotation, biological process: intermembrane lipid transfer; ceramide transport. Gene Ontology annotation, cellular component: cytoplasm; membrane; cytosol. Gene Ontology annotation, molecular function: ceramide 1-phosphate binding; ceramide 1-phosphate transfer activity. The record is from RefSeq and is a predicted model, not a curated record. The coding region runs from base 10 to 1581 and encodes 523 amino acids. The transcript is spliced from 14 exons. NCBI's taxonomy places the organism in Eukaryota, Metazoa, Chordata, Aves, Tinamiformes, Tinamidae.